Equus quagga is the source of this 2536-nucleotide messenger RNA. RefSeq names its product transporter 2, ATP binding cassette subfamily B member (gene TAP2). Gene Ontology annotation, cellular component: endoplasmic reticulum membrane; TAP complex. Gene Ontology annotation, molecular function: ATP binding; ATP hydrolysis activity; MHC protein binding. The record is from RefSeq and is a predicted model, not a curated record. Lineage: Eukaryota; Metazoa; Chordata; Mammalia; Perissodactyla; Equidae. Gene Ontology annotation, biological process: transmembrane transport; peptide transport; antigen processing and presentation of endogenous peptide antigen via MHC class I.
AAGCGAAAGCUGCAGGGGCGCGGAGGUGCCGGCUGGGAGAGCAGCGCUUGCGGGCGCCGGGGGGAGACGAAGUUGAGACCGCGGGAGGGAAGGUCUCUACAGCUCAGUCUCCAGCACUUAACGGAAAGACCUUCGGAGCUGUGGUUCCGAAGCCGCCGCUGAUAACGCCAUGCGGCUCCCUGACCUGAGACCCUGGGCCUCCCUGCUGCUGGCGGACUUGGCCUUACUCUGGCUGCUUCAGGGGACCCUGGGGGAUCUGCUUCCCCCAGGACUUCCAGGCCUGUGGCUGGAGGGGACCCUGCGACUUGGAGGGCUGUGGUGGCUGCUAAAGCUGGGAGGGCUGCCGGGAUUUGUGGGAACAGUGCUGCCCCCACUCUGCCUGGUGACCCCCCUGUUUCUCUGCUUUAGGGCCCUGGUCCCAGGGGCCUUGAGUGCUCCCCCACUCAGAGUGGCUUCAGCAUCUUGGAGCUGGCUGCUAGUGGGGUACGGGGCUGCAGGGCUGAGCUCUGCAGUAUGGGCUGUGCUGAGUCCUCCAGGUGCCCAGGAGAGGGAGCGGGGCCAGGAGACCAACAAAGCCUUGAUGUGGAGGUUGCUGAAGCUCUCCAGGCCAGACCUGCCUUUCCUCGCCAUCGCCUUCUUCUUCCUUGUUCUUGCGGUGUUGGGUGAGACAUUGAUCCCCUACUAUUCUGGUCGUGUGAUCGACAUCCUGGGAAGUGAUUUUGACCCCCAUGCCUUUGCCAGCGCCAUCUUUUUCAUGUGUGUCUUCUCCAUUGGGAGCUCACUGUCUGCGGGCUGCCGAGGAAGCGCUUUCACCUUCACCAUGUCCAGAAUCAACUUGCGGAUCCGGGAGCAGCUUUUCUCCUCCCUUCUGCGCCAGGACCUUGGUUUCUUCCAGGAGACUAAGACAGGAGAGCUGAAUUCACGGCUGAACUCGGAUACAACCCUGAUGAGUUGCUGGCUUCCUUUAAAUGCCAACGUGCUGUUGCGGAGCCUGGUGAAAGUGGUGGGACUGUACAGCUUCAUGCUCAGCCUGUCACCUCGGCUCACCCUCCUCUCUCUGGUCGACGUGCCUCUCAUGAUAGCAGCUGAAAAGGUGUACAAUGUCCGCCAUCAGGCAGUGCUUCGGGAGAUCCAGGAUGCAGUGGCGAAGGCGGGGCAGGUGGUGCGGGAGGCCGUUGGAGGGCUGCAGACGGUGCGCAGUUUUGGGGCUGAGGAUCACGAGGUCUGUCGUUAUAAGGAGGCCCUUGAACGAUGCCGGCAGCUGUGGUGGCAACGAGACCUGGAGCGAGCCAUGUACCUGCUUCUACGGAGAAUGCUGCACUUGGGAGUGCAGGUGCUGAUGCUGAACUGUGGACUGCAGCAGAUCCUGGCUGGGGACCUCACUCGGGGCGGGCUGCUCUCCUUUCUGCUCUACCAAGAGGAUGUGGGCCACUAUGUGCAAACCCUGGUAUACAUGUACGGGGAUAUGCUGAGCAACGUGGGGGCUGCUGAGAAGGUUUUUCACUACCUGGACCGACAGCCAAAUCUGCCUCCACCGGGAACACUGGCCCCCCCCACUCUGCAGGGACUGGUGGAAUUCCAAGAUGUCUCCUUUGCUUAUCCUAAUCGCCCUGACCAGCCUGUGCUCAAGGGGCUCACAUUCACACUACGUCCUGGUCAGAUGACCGCACUGGUGGGACCCAAUGGGUCUGGGAAGAGCACAGUGGCCGCCCUGCUACAGAAUCUGUACCAGCCCACGGAGGGCCAGCUGCUGCUGGAUGGGGAGCCCCUUCCCCAGUAUGAACACCAUUACCUGCACCAACAGGUUGCUUUGGUCGGGCAGGAGCCUGUGCUGUUCUCGGGUUCUGUGAGGGACAACAUUGCUUAUGGGCUGAAGAGCUGCAGUGACGAAGAGGUGAUGGCUGCUGCCCAGGCUGCCAAAGCGGAUGAGUUCAUCAAAGAAAUGGAGCAUGGACUACAAACAGAUGUAGGGGAGAAAGGAAGCCAGUUGGCUGUGGGACAGAAACAAUGUCUGGCCAUUGCUCGGGCCCUCGUGCGGAACCCACGAGUCCUCAUCCUGGAUGAAGCCACCAGUGCCCUGGACGUCCAGUGUGAGCAGGCUCUGCAGGACUGGAUAUCCCAUGGGGACCGAACGGUGCUGGUGAUCGCUCACAGGCUGCAGACGGUUCAGAACGCUGACCAGAUCCUGGUGCUCAGGCAGGGAGAGCUGGUGGAUCAUGCCCAGCUCAUGGGGGGGGAGGACCUCUAUUCCCGCCUGGUGCAGCAGUGUCUGGAGGACUGAGGCCGCAGGGACACUGGGCCCUUCUCAUGGCUGUCUUCAUGACCUGGAGUAGCUCCUGCUUUGAGUUUCCCUGGGGCUGUUCCCCUGGGUAGUUUUUCCUGGAGUUGGAGACAUGAUGGAGAUUUGGACCAUGUGUGCUUUCAUUGGAGCUGGGAGUGGAAGGCGGGGAGUGCUGCAUGUGUCCAUGAACCUUAUUUCCUUGAUGAACGUAGUACUGAGUAGUAUACUGUGGCAUAAUAAAUAUAUUUAAAAAUA